Mastomys coucha (southern multimammate mouse) is the source of this 982-nucleotide messenger RNA. It is a transcript of the gene Clec4e, whose product is annotated as C-type lectin domain family 4 member E. The transcript is spliced from 6 exons. Bases 175 to 819 code for a protein of 214 amino acids. Lineage: Eukaryota; Metazoa; Chordata; Mammalia; Rodentia; Muridae. The record is from RefSeq and is a predicted model, not a curated record.
AUUCUGACUUAAUUGCACAUCUAUAGAGCACAUUGACAUACCGUGCUAUCUGGGUCUGUUAGGCUUGAACUUUUAAAAAGAGGGAGAAGGAUUCACCUUUUAAGACCCACUUUCCAGGGGCUCUUUCUAAACUGAGAAGAGAAGGAAAGUGAAGAAAGACAGGAAGAAGGAAGAAUGAAUUCAACCAAAUUGUCUGCAUCCCACCACACAGAGAGAGGAUGCUUCAAAAACUCCCAAGUGUUCUCAUGGACUAUGGCUGGCGCCUCCAUCCUGUUUCUAAGUGUCUGUUUCAUUACCAGAUGUGUCGUAACCUAUCGCAGCUUUCAAACUUACCGGCAGAACUUACAACCACAUAAAUCUCUCAAGGAGCUUUCCUGCUACCGUGAAGCAUCAGGUUCGGUCAAGAAUUGCUGUCCUUUGAACUGGAAACAUUAUCAAUCUAGUUGUUACUUUUUCUCUAAAACAACCUUGACCUGGUCAUCAAGUUUAAGGAAUUGCUCAGACAUGGGGGCUCACCUGGUGGUUAUCAACACACAGGAAGAGCAGGAAUUCCUUUUUCACACAAAACCUAAAAGGAAAGAGUUUUAUAUUGGACUGACAGACCAGGUGGUGGAGGGUCAGUGGAGAUGGGUGGAUGACACGCCUUUCACGGAGUCCCUGAGCUUCUGGGAUGCUGGGGAACCCAACAAUAUAAUUUUAGUGGAGGAUUGCGCCACCAUAAGGGACUCUUCAAACUCCAGAAAGAACUGGAAUGAUGUGCCCUGCUUCUACAGUAUGCCUUGGAUUUGUGAGAUGCCAGAAAUAAGUCCUUUGGACUAAGUGCAAGGGAGCACAGGGAACAUGGUUUACAUGCAUGAGGAAGAACAAGAGUGACUGUAACAACUCCCAAAAUCCAACAUGAGAAAAUGUCUGUUAGGCAUGCAUCAGAAGGGCCACACAUAUAUGUGUUACUCUGACAUAAGUAAAAUGACUGGUUCCUGUU